Messenger RNA from Merops nubicus (carmine bee-eater), 1209 nucleotides. It is a transcript of the gene FBXL20, whose product is annotated as F-box and leucine-rich repeat protein 20. The annotation marks the transcript as partial. The record is from RefSeq and is a predicted model, not a curated record. The transcript has 14 exons. Gene Ontology annotation, molecular function: protein binding. Gene Ontology annotation, cellular component: SCF ubiquitin ligase complex. Gene Ontology annotation, biological process: SCF-dependent proteasomal ubiquitin-dependent protein catabolic process. Lineage: Eukaryota; Metazoa; Chordata; Aves; Coraciiformes; Meropidae.
AUGUUCUCAAACAAUGAUGAAGCUGUGAUCAACAAAAAACUUCCAAAAGAGCUGCUGCUGCGAAUUUUCUCUUUCCUGGAUGUGGUCACUCUGUGUCGCUGCGCUCAAGUUUCCAGGGCAUGGAAUGUUCUGGCCCUGGAUGGCAGUAACUGGCAGCGAAUUGACCUGUUUGAUUUCCAGAGGGAUAUUGAGGGCCGAGUAGUGGAGAAUAUCUCCAAGAGGUGCGGGGGUUUCUUGCGGAAGCUGAGCCUGCGUGGCUGCCUGGGCGUGGGAGACAAUGCACUGAGGACGUUUGCACAGAACUGCAGGAAUAUUGAAGUGUUGAACCUGAACGGUUGUACCAAGAUCACAGACGCCACGUGCACCAGCCUCAGUAAGUUCUGCUCUAAACUCAGGCACCUCGACUUGGCCUCCUGCACAUCCAUCACCAACCUGUCUCUGAAAGCACUCAGCGAGGGAUGCCCACUGCUGGAACAGCUGAAUAUCUCCUGGUGUGACCAAGUGACCAAGGAUGGCAUCCAGGCACUGGUGAGAGGCUGUGGUGGACUCAAAGCCCUGUUCCUGAAGGGCUGCACGCAGCUUGAGGACGAAGCUCUGAAAUACAUUGGUGCACAUUGUCCUGAGCUGGUGACUUUAAACCUCCAAACGUGCUUACAAAUAACAGAUGAUGGUCUCAUUACAAUAUGCAGAGGAUGCCACAAGUUGCAAUCCUUGUGUGCCUCAGGCUGCUCUAACAUUACAGAUGCCAUCCUGAACGCCCUGGGACAGAACUGCCCACGGCUUAGAAUAUUAGAAGUUGCAAGGUGUUCUCAACUAACAGAUGUGGGCUUUACCACUCUAGCUAGGAACUGCCAUGAACUUGAAAAAAUGGACCUGGAAGAGUGUGUCCAGAUCACAGACAGUACACUAAUCCAGCUCUCCAUACACUGUCCACGGCUUCAGGUCCUGAGCCUGUCCCACUGUGAGCUGAUCACGGACGACGGGAUUCGGCACUUGGGGAACGGCGCCUGCGCCCACGACCGCCUGGAGGUGAUCGAGCUGGACAACUGCCCCCUCAUCACCGACGCCUCCCUGGAGCACCUCAAGAGCUGCCACAGCCUGGAGAGGAUAGAGCUCUACGACUGCCAGCAGAUCACGCGGGCGGGGAUCAAGAGACUCAGGACCCACUUACCCAACAUCAAAGUCCACGCCUACUUCGCCCCGGUGACC